AUGAAGAACAUACAUAUGUACAAUCCGAGAUUACAUGAACGCACUUCGUGGCUCUCCGGCGGCUGCAUCUCGAGGAGGAGCAGAGAUUUCUGGCGCGAUCGUGUGGGAAAAUUCGUGCCUUCGGCCCAAACGGUCGGCCUGAGCGCCCAAAAUUCCCAUUCUCGCUUCAGUCGUGCGCCGAAGACCAUCCUGCGCGGAUGGCCAAGAAGUGUUCUGCCCACAUUCCCAGAAAUCGGACCCUCAGUGAUUUCAGUGUCUCCGCUUCCAUUCACCCGUUCGAGGGCUUCGAGGUGCUUCGGGCGCAGAAUGGGGCCCAGUGGAGGCGCGAUCUUGCUGAUCGCGGCUCUCUUGCCCGCGAUCACAAGUGCGGCCGAACUCACGCCGCCGUACUUCAAUCUGGCCGAGGGGCGCAAGAUUUACGCCACGGCGACGUGCGGCGUGGACACGGACGGACCUGAGCUGUACUGCAAGCUCGUUGGCGCCAACACGGAGAACGACCACAGCUACUAUGAACUGAUCCAGGGACAAGUUUGCGACUAUUGCGACCCGACCAACCCGGAGAAAUCGCACCCGCCGACGUACGCCAUCGACGGCACGGAGAACUGGUGGCAGAGUCCGCCGCUGUCGCGAGGGAUGAAGUACAACGAAGUGAAUCUGACCAUCGAUUUCGGCCAAGAAUUCCAUGUGGCAUAUUUGUUCAUUCGCAUGGGAAAUUCACCUCGUCCAGGUUUGUGGACUCUCGAGAAGUCCACGGAUUAUGGGAAGACGUGGAAGCCUUGGCAGCACUUUUCCGACACUCCGGCUGACUGUGAAACGUACUUCGGCAGAGACAGUCUCAAGCCCAUCACGAAGGACGAUGACGUGAUUUGCACGACUGAAUACUCCAAGAUUGUUCCUCUGGAGAGUGGAGAAAUUCCAGUGACUCUGCUGAACAAUCGUCCUUCGGCGAACAACUACUUCAACUCCACGAUUCUGCAGGAGUGGACGAGAGCCACGAAUGUGAGGAUUCGGCUGCUGAGGACGAAGAAUCUUCUGGGACACUUGAUGUCUGUCGCGCGACAGGAUCCGACUGUCACUCGUCGCUACUUCUACUCCAUCAAGGAUAUCUCCAUCGGAGGUCGUUGCAUGUGCAACGGACACGCCGACACGUGCCACAUCCUCGAUCCCUCGAGUCCCAACCGCGUGUUGGCUUGUCAGUGUCGCCACAACACCUGCGGAAUUCACUGCAACGAGUGCUGUCCGGGCUUUGAGCAGAAGAAGUGGCGCCAAAACACCAACGCUCGUCCUUUCCACUGCGAACCUUGCAACUGCUUCGGCCACUCCGGAUCGUGCGUCUACGAUGAGGAGAUAGACGAGAAGGGUCUGUCGCUGGACAUUCACGGCCACUACGAAGGCGGAGGCGUUUGUCAGCACUGCCAGCACAACACCGAGGGCAUCAACUGCAACAAAUGCAAGCCCACUUUCUACCGCCCGCGCGGGCGUCACUGGAACGAGACCGACGUCUGCCAUCCGUGCAAUUGCAAUCAGCACUACUCCACUGGGAAUUGCGAGGAGGAGACUGGACGCUGCGAGUGCCGCAAGGAGUUCCAGCCGCCAUUCUGUGAUGCCUGUUCUUACGGACACUUUGGAUAUCCCGAUUGUCGGCCUUGCACGUGCAAUCUCAACGGAACCGAGGGAUAUUAUUGCGAGCCACACGACGGUAGCUGUCCUUGCAAGCCAAAUUUCGCUGGCCAGUUUUGCGAGAAGUGCGCUGAAGGAUACUUCAAUUUCCCGGAAUGCACGCCUUGCGAAUGCUUCCCUCUGGGAUCGGUGAGCCUGGUGUGCAAGGAGGACGGACAGUGUCCGUGUCUGAGGAACUAUGCCGGAAAGCAUUGCGACACCUGCAAGAACGGAUACUUUGGCUUCCCUGGCUGUGCUUACUGCGAUUGCGACAUUCGCGGCACUGUUGAUGAGGUGUGCAACAAGGACACCAGCGAGUGCAUCUGUCGCGAAGGCUACGGUGGUCAGCGAUGUGAUAGAUGCAUUAACGGCUACUACAACUAUCCUGAUUGCGUGCCAUGCAACUGCUCGACAGACGGCAGUGUGUCCAUGUCCUGCGACGCGACAGGCAAGUGCAAUUGCAUCACGAACUUCGCCGGAAGGACGUGCUCAUCGUGUGCCGCCGGAUACUACAAAUACCCAGAGUGCCUGCGAUGCAACUGCGACAUCCACGGAUCGGACGGAAUAUCGUGCAAUGCUGAGGGUCAGUGUCUGUGCCUCAAUAACUUCGAUGGCAAAACGUGCAGCCAGUGCAAGGAGGGAUACUACAACUUCCCAGCUUGCGAGGAGUGCAACUGUGAUCCCGCUGGUGUGAUAUCGCAAUUCGCUGGAUGCGGUUCAGUGCCUGCCGGCGAGUUGUGCCAGUGCAAGAAGCGCGUCACGGGACGUAUUUGCGAUAUGUGCAAACCGCUGUACUGGAAUUUGAACGUGUCGAAUCCUGAAGGCUGCGAGGAGUGCAACUGCUUUGUGGAUGGCACAAUUGGAGCUCUGGACACUUGCGACAUCAAGACUGGACAGUGUCCAUGCAAGCCAACAGUGCGCGGAAGGACGUGCAACAUGUGCAAGGAUGGCACAUUCGAUCUUCACGCGGGCAGUCUCUUCGGGUGCCAGGAUUGUGGGUGUGACAUUGGAGGAUCGAUCAAUGGCGUGUGCGAGAAACACACCGGACAGUGCAAAUGUCAUCCCAGGAUCACCGGACGAACGUGUAAUCAGCCGCUCACGACUCACUACUUCCCGACGCUCUAUCAGUAUCAGUACGAAUAUGAGGACGGCAGAGGACCACACGGAGAAUUUGUGCGCAACAAUCACGACGAGACGAUCUUCCCGGACUUCAGCAAGAAGGCUUACGCGGUGUUCUCCAAUCUGCAAACUGAGGUGCUCAAUGAGGUGCACAUCUUCAAGUCGUCGGUCUAUCGUGUGGUAAUUCGCUAUGUGAAUCCAUCGGAUAAGAACAUCAUUGGACAGAUUACAAUCCAAUCGGACAAUCCCAGUGAAGCUGAUCAGACGGCGAAAGUACUCUUCAAGCCGACAGAUAAACCCACUUUCGUGACUGUUUCCGGAUCUAGAGGCGAAAUUCCCUCACCAGUUGUUCUUGAUCCUGGCCAUUACAUCUUGAAGACCAGCAUUGACAAGGUCAUCUUUCUGGAUUACUUCGUGCUUUUGCCAGCUGCUUACUACGAAGCCUCACUGUUGACCAGGAAAAUUGAGAAUCCCUGCGAAAUCUCGGAUCUCAGCCUCUGCAGCCACUACAGAUAUCCAUCUGUGGACAUGUACGAGCCCAAAUACUAUCCAUAUAAGAAGGACUUCAACAUAAUCAUACUCGAUGUGAACUACAUGGACACUGCGGACAUGAAGAUACUGGACAACAACAAGAUCGCGAUUCUCUCUGGCUAUCAACCGGCGCUUCACUAUGAUUUGAAAGUGGAGGAAACUGGACGAUACAUAAUCGUUGUGGAUUACAUCACUGGACGCAACAACACAGAAGCUGUGCUCAGCAAUGUAAAGUUCAACAACGACGAGGAUGGCAUCAUCACGUACUAUUCCUGUCCGUACACCACGGCUUGUCGCCAGCCGGUAAUCGAUGCAGAGUCUCGCGAGAAGAUUGUGUUCCUCAGGAAGGACGAUCGAGAGGUGAGCAACACAGUCAUUCUCAAUGCUGGCCAGAAUGAGGUCGGCAUUGUGUCCGUCACGGCGAUUCCGCUGGAAGAAUGGUCACUGGAUUAUGUCACGCCGAGUCCUGUGUGUGUCAUGCGCGAUGGACUCUGCGUUCAGGGAUCCUUCCGCACAGCUCCGGACUCCAAGAAGAUAGAAUUCGAGACCGAUCACGAAGAUCUGGUGGCGAAGUUCCAUCCAGUGAACAUUUUCGAUCUCAAUGCGAAUCUUGUCUAUCUCGCGAAGGAUCAAAGAACUGUGGAAGUGCAAUCAAAGGUGCCAAAUCCCGGACGAUAUGUGGUGCUGGUGAAGUACUAUCAGCCUCAUCAUCCAACAUUCAACAUUGACUAUCGCAUUCAAGUGGAUCAGCAAUCACACGAUGGCAAAUUCCCGGUGCGUCACUGUCCAUCCAAUGUGGGAUGCCGAGAGUUGAUCAAGGGCGAAGGAGAGUACAUUUGGUUCGACAUUGAGAAUGAUUUCGCACUCACUCUGACCAAUUCUGAUCCGCACAAGGAUGUGUGGCUGGACUUCGUGCUGCUCGUGCCGGCGGAGCAAUUCAAAGAGUAUCUUCUGAACCAGGAAACCUUCGAUCAGACUAAAGAAUUCAUCCAGUACUGCGGCCAAGAUCACUUCUACGUGCAGCUCAAUGCGUCUGACUUCUGCAAGAAGGCCGUCUUCUCGCUCACGGCUGACUACAAUCACGGCGCUUUGCCGUGCGCGUGCGACAUUGACGGCUCCACGAGUCUCGAGUGCGAUCCUUUCGGCGGCCAGUGUCAGUGCGGACCUCAUAUCACGGGCAGGCAGUGCGACACGUGUCGCAUCGGCUACUACGGCUUCCCCUACUGCAGAGCCUGCAACUGUCCACCAACGGCGCAGUGUCAUCCGCAGACCGGCGAAUGCGUUUGUCCGGAGAAUGUCGUUGGCGAGAAGUGUGAUCGCUGCGCUCCUUACGCGUAUGGCUUUGACACAGUCAGUGGCUGUCGAGAGUGUCACUGUGAUCCACUCGGCGUGGUCUAUGGCAAUAUUCAGUGCGACAUCAACAACGGAAGCUGCUCGUGCAAGCCUCAUGUGGUGAACAGAGCCUGCGACAGGUGCGAGAACGGCUACUUCAACUUCCCUUACUGCGAUCCUUGCAAUUGCGAUGUUCGCGGCACGACCUUCGAAAUCUGCGAUCAGGCUGACGAGUCGUGCUACUGCAAGAAGAACGUUGUUGGACCGAAUUGUCGAGACUGUGCUGAAGGCACUUACAAUCUCCAGGCGUCGAAUCCCGAAGGAUGCACUAAGUGCUUCUGCUUCGGCAAGACAACGCGCUGUGAAAGUGCCUUCUUGCGACCACUGAACAUCAGCAUGUUCAAAGAUGUGACUGUGGCUUCGAUUGCUGCCUUGCCCGAGGACGUUCUCAUCGAGGAGUGGCAGCCCAACAAGGAACACAUCCUUGUGGAUGAUCAGCGACUUGAGAUCCAAGUGGAUUUCAAUGGGCUGAACACUGAAGAGCUCGGCGUUGUGUAUUUCGGCAUGAUUGAUCGACUCGUGGGACAGGAUAAUCAUCUCACAGCCUACGGAGGACAUCUCACGUACACCAUUCUCUACACAACUGGACUCUACGGCAGUGCCAUCAUUGCACCCGAUGUCAUUCUCAAGGGAAAGGAUCAGACUCUCGUGCACCAGAGCUAUGAACAGCCUGCCAAUGCUCACGUGUUCCGCGGCGUGGUGAAAAUGGUGGAAUCGAAUUUCAGAACUGUGAGCGGAGCUGCUGUGACACGUGAGCAGUUCAUGACUCUGCUGAAGUGCCUGGAGAAGAUUUACAUCAGAGGAACUUACUGGGAUGGCACAAAAGUCUCGCGAUUGUCCGAAGUUGCCUUGACCAUGGCAGAUGCUGAUCUCGAGCACUACGGACUGUACGAGGAUCUGGCUGUGGAGAAGUGCUACUGUCCUGCUGGAUAUCAGGGCUUGUCGUGCGAGGACUGUGCUCCUGGCUACUAUCGCGAUCCCAACGGUCCUCAUGGUGGCUACUGCAUCCCAUGCCACUGCAACGGACACGCGAAGACGUGCGAUUACAACACGGGAAUCUGCCACGAGUGUCUGCACUCCACGACGGGCGAUCACUGCGAGACGUGCAUUGAAGGAUACUACGGCAAUGCGACGUACGGCACACCGUACGAUUGCAUGAUCUGCGCCUGUCCCAUGCCCAUUGAGGGCAACAACUUCGCCACCAGCUGCGAAGUGUCCGAGGACGGCUACCAGAUUCACUGCGAGUGCAAGCCAGGAUACGCUGGCGCCCGAUGUGAGAGCUGCGCCGCCGGAUUCUUCGGCGAGCCCGAGAAGGAGGGACACACUUGCAGACCUUGUGACUGCUCUGGCAACAUCGACACCACAAUGCCCGGAUCGUGCGACUCUGUGAGCGGAGAGUGUCUUCUGUGUCUCAACAACACCUUCGGAUCGGCCUGCAAUCUGUGCGCGCCCGGAUUCUACGGCGACGCCAUCGAUCUCAAGGACUGCCAAAGCUGCGUGUGCGACCAACUGGGAACGGAGUAUUGCGAUUCGCACAUCGGCACUUGCCACUGCAUGCGAAAUGUCGUAGGCGACAAGUGUGAUCGAUGCGACGACGAUCACUAUGGAUUCGAUUCUGGGCUGGGAUGCAAACCGUGCGACUGCGGCGUGGCUUCGGAGAGCACGCAGUGCGAUGAUCACACAGGCGGAUGCAGAUGCAAGCCGGGCGUUGUGGGUCGUCAAUGCGAUCGCUGCCAUCCAGGAUUCUGGAACUACACGUCGGAAGGAUGCUUGCCGUGCUCUUGCAACACGGACUACUCUCGCGGAUUGGGCUGCAACGCGAAGACCGGACAGUGCGAGUGUCUGCCUGGCGUCAUUGGGGAGAAAUGCGACUCUUGCCCAUAUCGAUGGGUUCUUAUUCCCAAUUCUGGCUGUCGUGAGUGCGAUCACUGCCAUCACGCAUUGCUCGAUGUCACGGAUUCGCUGAGAGCCGAAUUAAGUCCUGUUGUGGAGGACUUUGAGACAAUCGCUGGCGGAUACUUUACAGCGCAGAAAUUGAAUUACUUUGACGAACAAGCGAAUAAAAUCCAACCAGAUGUUCUUGCACUCGAUCCCAAAGGAGUCAAUCUGAAUCCUUUGGUCAACGACAUCGAAGGGCUGGAGCAAGAGUUGAAGAAUGCCGAGCGAAGAAUAUCGUAUGCCGAUCAGAAUGCCAAUGAUCUCAAGACGAAAGAGUCCGAGUUGAAGAAGAAAGCCAAUGAAGUGCUCAAAGGCAGUUUCGACACAGAUAGAGCGGUCAAAAUGACUGUGGCGGAGGUUCAGAAGCUGGCAAACAGUCUGGAUGAUGCCGAGGAGGAGACUCACAUCGACAAGGCCAUAGAAGAGGCUGAAGAACUUCUCAAGAGCAUCAUAGCGUACAAUAUAGACUUAGAGCCAGCGAAUGAACAACUCGAGCAGUCGCGCAAGCAGCUAAUGCACAUUGACGUGACAAAGUUGCCAGCGACUCUGCAGCACUUGCAGAUGCAGAACUUGCAGAAUGCCACGAUGGAGUUCCAGGACAGACUCACGGAUGUGUUCAAAUUGGGCACAGGUGCAAAGGACAAGGCUCUGAGUGCCAGAUACUUAAAUGAGAAGAAUAAACAGGCGAAGAUCAAUUCGAAAUUCGAUACUUUGGCCGAGCAAGCGAAGGAAGCUCGUCGUCAUUUGCAAGAAGGACGACAUCGUCUUCAGAAUGCGACGAAAACGAUGCAACAAAUUGCAGAGAACACGAAGGAAAUCGACAGGGCGAAUUAUGAUCUGAAGGAAAUCAAUCUGGUUAUGGGAAAUGUCCUUCCCACCAAGGAGCAGAGUUACAGGAAUAAGACAGGGAAAUUGCGAGAUGCCGCCAUUCAUGCGCAGAAUCUGAAGCUAACAUCGCAGGAUCUUCAGGAUCAAAUGUCGAACAUCGAGGCGAAUUCUGGACCAGCAAUUCGAGCUGCAACUGCAUAUUCUGACAUUGUGAACACCACAAAUGACGCCCGAAAAGCUGUGCGAGAGGCAAUUGAGUCAGCUGGAAAUGCCACGGAUCUCACGACGGGCAUUGAAGAUCGCGCAGGACAUUCGGAUCAAGUGGCGAGUGAUCUGCUGAUAAAUGCGCAGAAAGCGCUCAAUGCGGUGUCGGUUGAUUUGAAGCCUCGUCUGGAUAAAUCGAUGAAUGACGUGAAGAGAAUUCAGGAUCUCAAUCAGAACAGCGAGGAUCAAAAUGCCGCCAUCAAAGCCACCUUGGAUUCCAUAAUUUCCACCCCGAAGACCAAAGGAUUAGAGAGGGCGAAGGACACCUCAGAUACUGCUAACACAAAAGCUCGGGAUUCUCUGAAAGUUCUCAAGCCCAUCGUGAAGUCACUGCCUGACGAUUUGGCGCGUGCACAGGAACUGCCAAAGGAGGUCGACAAGACCCAGAAGGACAUUACGCAGAUCUCCAAUCAAGUGGAUCAGGUGAAGGUGAUCGUGCCGAACUUAGAGAAUCUCGUUGAUGAACUGGAGCAGCGGCAGAACGCAACGAAUCUUAUCUCGAGUGAUCUCGGGGAUAGGAUUGGAAAGCUGCGAAAGCAGGUUGAAAUGGCCAGAGACUUGGCGAAUAGCGUGAAAGUGGGUGUGAAUUUCCAUCCGAACACGACUCUGGAGCUCAAGACACCGCCGAAUCUUCCUCUUCUGGCGUCAAAUACGAAAAUGUCGCUGUUCUUCAACACUGAGAAGCCCAAUGGCUUCCUCGUGUACUUGGGCAACGAGCAGGGCACUGGAGAGAACAGACCCAAGCACAAUGACUUCAUGGCGCUGGAGAUUGAGAAUGGCUAUCCGGCGUUGACGAUGGAUCUUGGCUAUGGUCCCGAGAAGAUCAUAAACAGGAAGUUCGUGGCCGAUGGGAAGUGGCACGAGGCCAUAAUCGAUCGGCAGGGGAACAAUGUGCAGUUGACCAUCAGAGAGGAGCUGGACGACGGCACGGAGAAGCUUCAUGUGGUCAAUGAGACGCUGCCUGGACCGUAUUCUGUGUUCGACGUUGACAAGGACAGUCGUCUGUUUGUUGGCGGCUAUCCGCCGGAUUUCGUGCCACAGCCAGGACUUGUGUACAACUCCUUUGAUGGGCAGAUUGAGGACCUGAAGAUUGGGGAUCAGAAUGUGGGAUUGUGGAACUUCGUGGACGGACAGGAUAACACUGAUGGCGCGAAGGAGAGGAACAAAUUGAUCUCACAUGAAGCGCCAACAACUGGAUUCCGCUUCAAUGGCAACGGAUAUGUUAUCCUGGACGCGAGACCGUACUUCAUGAAGACACGAUCAACUAUUCAGUUCAAGUUCAAGGCGAGCAGGGAUUCAAAGGACGGACUGAUGUUCUAUGCGGGCAAGAAUCGACACUUCAUCGCUGUGGAGCUGAAGAAUGGCGAAGUUCACUUCCAGUUCAAGCUGGGACAACACACUGUCAGCAUGCACACAACGGACAAGUUCAAUGACAACGGAUGGCACGACGUUCAGGCGGUGAGAGAUGGAAGGAAGGGCGUUCUGAUUGUGGACCACAAACCGAUGUACGAAGAGGAGACCUUCGAGGGAACCGAUGAAAAUCUCAGGAUUUCCGAUUCCAUGUACUUCGGAGGCUUCCCAGGCAAACUGAAUCACAGCGAAGUGACGAAUCAAGGAUUCGAUGGUUGCAUUGAUGGUGUCCAUAUUGCCACAUCGCCUGUGGAUCUCAGCAGAAAUCUCAAGGCUUACGGAGUUCGUCCGGGAUGUCCGGAUAAAUUCUCCACAUCGCUCACCUUCAGGCCAAAUGAACCUGGUUAUCUGCGACGAGGAAAUGUGAGCUCGGACAACUUCUUCCAAGUGAAUUUGAAGUUCAGGACCAAACAGGCUGAAGGCGUCGUCUUCUAUGCUGCCAAUCACGACCAGAGCUCGAACAUUGGACUUGUCCUUCACGAUGGACAUCUCAUUCUGUCUAGCAACAGGGAAGCUGUUGUUGGGAAGGCUCUCAACGACGGAGAGUGGCACAUUGUGACGGCAACGCACGACAGCCAGAGUCUGAGACUUGAUAUUGACGAUGAAAGUCACUAUGGAUCUGAUGCUCCGGCUCCGCGUCUUCAGAUCAGCUUCGGUGAUAUCUUCUUCGGUGGCCUGCCGAGGAACUUCCGCGUGCCGAAGAACGCACUGAAGACCACUGCGUACUUUGUGGGUUGCAUAACCGAUGUGACGGUGAACGGAGAUGUUGUGAACUUCGCAGAGUCCACAGACAAGACCAAUGCAGUCUUGGCCGAAUGCCAGUCAGACUUCCUGGACUACGAACUGUGGAAGGUGAAGCAUUACUAUCCGGAGGAAGGCGCUCCGGAUUUGCCAACCAGAUUCGAUGACACCAUAAAUGAAAUUGACGAGGAUGAGACGGAGAAGGAGUUCGUGACAGAGCCUAGUGCACCUGUGUAUGUUCCUAGUCCUUCGCCUAAGCCAAAGCCCACCACAACAACCACCACAACUCCGCGUCCAACUCGCCGACCCGUGACACUGAAGCCUCCAGCGCCGACGGAAUGCAGGCUUCCGGCCGAGCCUGUGUGGGACGUGGACUUCGAGGCUGGUUACAGAUUCGGAACGGGUCUCAACACAAGGGUUGAGUUCCUGCAGAUGCCCACCAAGCCGAAGCGAGCGUACGACUUCUCGCUGCAGUUCAAGACUGCCGAUCCCGAUGGUGUUCUUUUCUAUGCCGCCGACACACGGCACACGGACUUCAUCGCGCUGUACCUGCAGAAGGGCAGACUCCAUCACGUGUUCAAGGGAGGCUCAACGACGGUCAACAUGUCGUCACAGUACGAAUACCACAACAACGAGUGGCACACAGUGGUGUUCACGCGGUCGCACAGCAAGGGCAAGUUGAUUGUCGAUGACGACGAUAUUGCCAAUGGCGAGGCUUCGGAAACUCUGAGAGCCAUGUCAGUGCAUCCGCCUUACUAUCUGGGCGGGCUUUCGCCGCAAGUUGUGGAGGAUUCCUACAUUAACUUGAAGCUGGAGAAGGGCAAGUACUUCACGGGAUGCGUGCGCAACUUCCAAGCUGGCGGACGUCCCGUUGGCGACGCUGCCAAGCUCGAGGGCGUCAUUCCGUGCUCAGAGCAAGUUGAGCAGGGACACUACUUUGGCGGUGGCUUCGUGAAGCUGCGCGAGCGCUUCCGCGUUGGCACGGACAUGACAAUCUCCCUGGACAUCAAGCCACGCACGCAGGAUGGCCUGCUGUUGUCGGUUCACGGGCGCAAGGCUUUCAUGAUUGUGCAGCUGGUGAAGGGCAACAUAAGCUUUGUGGUGGACAACGGAGACGGAGCUUUCGAGGCGACGUUCAAUCCUGAACCGAAUGAGAACUUCUGUGACGGUGAGUGGCGCACUGUGACUGUAGUGAAGUCGAAGUUCGUCAUCACGAUUAAGGUGAACAAGAUCAACUCACAACCGAAAAUCGGACCCACUAAGACACCUUCGGCAGACACAACGCGUCCCUUGUUCCUCGGAGGACAUCCGUAUCUCCACAAGAUUCGAGGCCUGACAUCGAGACAAUCGUACUUGGGAUGCAUCCGAAACGUCCGCAUCCAGGACAGUCCGCAGGAUAUUUCACCAGGAAUGGCGGUGGGAAAUGUUCAGACUGGCGUCUGCUCGACAAUUUGAGGAAGUUUGAGUUUCCGCACAGUCUCGAGAAGAAGCUCGCGAAGGUGACGACGUUUUUGGCAUUUUCUUCAUGGUAAAACGAAACGAUGAUUGGAAUUUAAGAGAUAUUUGCAUAAAAUAUUUUUGGUCUUAUUUCACUAUUGACGACUUCGGCAUAGAUUUGUGACAACGAGGUUGCAAAUUUAGACAAAAAGAAGUGCUUUUUUUUCUCCUCUAUGUAAAAUCAUAUCAAAUCUUAUAUUAUUCUCUCUUUUGUCUAUUGAUCGGCUUGAUUUAUUAAUUAAUUCGCAUAUAUUAUCCAUAUAUUAGCGCUUUUAUGCUUCCAUAUUGAGUGUCUCUUCUAAAUAAAAAUGACCAGCAU
This is a messenger RNA of Phlebotomus argentipes, 11698 nucleotides long. It is a transcript of the gene LanA, whose product is annotated as laminin subunit alpha. Gene Ontology annotation, biological process: regulation of embryonic development; regulation of cell adhesion; regulation of cell migration. NCBI's taxonomy places the organism in Eukaryota, Metazoa, Arthropoda, Insecta, Diptera, Psychodidae. The record is from RefSeq and is a predicted model, not a curated record. Gene Ontology annotation, molecular function: signaling receptor binding. Bases 1 to 11337 code for a protein of 3778 amino acids. The transcript has 13 exons.